CUCAGGUGACCAGAGACCAGGCCGGCGUCUGUCUCCGGAGCCGGCAGCUCCUCCCCAGCCUGGCCAAGGCAACUAGUGGCACAGCAAUGAUCCAGAAUGUGGGCUGUCACCUGCGAAGGGGCCUGGCCUCCGUGUUCUCAAGCCGCACAUCCAGGAAGUCAAUCCCACGUGCAGAGGAAGAGGACACCAUGGUGGAGGGUGAGGGGUACCGGAAUCCCACAGAGGUGCAGAUGAGCCAGUUGGUGCUUCCCUGCCACACCAACCAGCGCAGCGAGCUGAGUAUUGGGCAGCUGCUCAAGUGGAUUGACACCACGGCCUGCCUCUCAGCGGAGAGGCAUGCCGGCUGCCCCUGUGUCACAGCCUCCAUGGAUGACAUCUAUUUUGAGCACACUAUUAGUGUUGGCCAAGUGGUGAAUAUCAAAGCCAAGGUGAACCGAGCUUUCAACUCCAGCAUGGAGGUGGGCAUCCAGGUGACCUCCGAGGACCUGUGCUCUGAGAAGCAGUGGAGUGUAUGUAAGGCCCUGGCCACCUUUGUGGCCCAUCGGGAGCUCUCCAAGGUGAAGCUGAAACAGGUCAUACCAAGGACAGAGGAGGAAAAGACUGAACAUGGUGUAGCAGCUGAGCGCAGGCGCAUGAGGCUGGUCUAUGCGGACACCAUCAAGGACCUGCUGGCCCAUUGUGCCAUCCAAGAUGAUGUGGGCAGCAGAGACUGCAGUCACAUGGUGCCAGCAGAGAAAACGCGUGUAGAGAGCGUGGAGCUGGUCUUGCCUCCCCAUGCCAAUCAUCAGGGAAACACCUUUGGGGGCCAGAUCAUGGCCUGGAUGGAGAAUGUGGCCACCAUUGCAGCCAGCCGACUCUGCCGGGGCCACCCAACGCUGAAGGCCAUCGAGAUGUUCCACUUCCGAGGCCCCUCCCAGGUCGGGGACCGACUGGUGCUCAAGGCCAUUGUGAACAACGCCUUCAAGCACAGCAUGGAGGUGGGUGUGUGUGUGGAGGCCUACCGCCAGGAGGCUGAGAGCCAUCGGCGACACAUCAACAGUGCCUUCAUGACCUUUGUAGUCCUGGGCCCUGAUGACCAGCCUCUGAAGCUACCCUGGAUUAAGCCCCAGCCUGGGGAGGGUGAGCGUCGAUACCGAGAGGCCAGUGCCAGGAAGAAGAUCCGCCUGGACAGGAAGUACAUUGUGUCCUGUAAGCAGGCGGAGGUGCCUCUCUCUGUCCCCUGGGACCCAAGCAACCAGGUCUACCUGAGCUACAACAACGUGUCCUCACUCAAGAUGCUUGUGGCUAAGGAAAACUGGGUUCUGUCCUCGGAGAGUGGUCAGGUCUGUCUGUACACCCUGGAGGAGGAUAAGUUCUUCUCCUUCCACAUGGAGAUGGUGGUGCAGGUAGAUGCAGCCCAGGCUUUCUUACUGCUCUCUGACCUGCGAAGGAGGCCAGAGUGGGACAAACACUACCGGAAUGUGGAGCUGGUGCAGCAGGUGGAUGAGGACGACGCCAUCUACCACGUCAUCAGCCCUGCUCUCGGUGGGGACAUCAAGCCCCGGGACUUUGUGAUCCUGGCCUCGCGGCGGAAGCCCUGUGACAAUGGAGACCCCUAUGUCAUUGCACUGAGGUCAGUCACACUGCCCACACAUCGGGAGACUCCAGAGUACCAGCGUGGGGAGACCCUCUGCUCCGGCUUCUGCCUCUGGCGUGAGGGGGACCAGUUGACUAAGGUAUCCUACUAUAGCCAGGCCAUCCCUGGACUUCUCAACUAUGUGACCACCAACGUGGCUGGCCUCUCCUCAGAAUUCUAUACCACUUUCAAGGCUUGCGAGCAUUUUCUCUUGGACAAUCGUAAUGACCUGGCCCCCAGCCUCCAGACUCUCUAGGUACUUGCUCCAUUGGCCCCAAGGACUCACAGUGUGUAGAAAAAAAAGCAGAGGUAUUUA
Messenger RNA from Dipodomys spectabilis (banner-tailed kangaroo rat), 1931 nucleotides. RefSeq names its product acyl-CoA thioesterase 11 (gene Acot11). Gene Ontology annotation, cellular component: extracellular exosome. Bases 87 to 1871 code for a protein of 594 amino acids. Gene Ontology annotation, molecular function: lipid binding; thiolester hydrolase activity. The record is from RefSeq and is a predicted model, not a curated record. Lineage: Eukaryota; Metazoa; Chordata; Mammalia; Rodentia; Heteromyidae. The transcript is spliced from 16 exons.